This is a messenger RNA of Arabidopsis arenosa, 1266 nucleotides long. NCBI's taxonomy places the organism in Eukaryota, Viridiplantae, Streptophyta, Magnoliopsida, Brassicales, Brassicaceae. The record is from the annotation of a GenBank genome assembly.
AAUUUUUAGAAACUAAAAGAAAAUGAGCUUCACACUAAAGUUUCUGCUACUUCUGCGUCUACUUGUCUUGAGUCACCAUGCUCAUUCUGGCUCUAUAGUCAAAUUUCUUCCUGGUUUUGAAGGCCCUCUUCCUUUCGAACUCGAAACCGGGUACAUUGGUAUUGGUGAGGAAGAGGAAGUGCAAUUGUUCUACUAUUUCAUCAAAUCUGAGAAAAAUCCAAAAGAAGACCCUCUUCUUCUAUGGUUAACUGGAGGGCCUGGAUGUUCCUCUCUCACUGGCCUUCUUUUUGAGAAUGGACCGGUGGCUUUGAAGUUUGAGGUUUACAAUGGAAGUGUUCCAUCUUUGGUCCCUACUACAUAUUCAUGGACUAAGAUGGCGAACAUAAUAUUCUUGGAUCAGCCAGUUGGAGCUGGCUUCUCCUAUUCAAGAACUCCACUUGUUGAUAAAAUUAGUGACACGGGUGAAGUUAAAAGGAUCUAUGAGUUUCUUCAAAAGUGGUUAAGCAAACAUCAACAAUUUUUUUCCAAUCCUUUUUAUGUUGGCGGAGAUUCUUAUUCCGGUAUGGUUGUUCCCGCCCUAGUUCAAGAAAUUGCAAAAGAUACUGAAUCUGAACAGAACUAUCAGAUUCCAUAUGCUCAUGGAAUGGCAUUAAUCUCUGAUGAACUAUACGAGUCAAUGAAGAGAAUCUGCAAAGAAAAUUAUGUGAAUGUGGAUUCACUUAACACAAAAUGCUAUAAACUCAUCAAAGAUUAUCAAAAGUGUAUUCAUAAGCUGAAUAAGUAUCAUAUAUUAUUACCUGACUGCGAUAUAACAUCUCCUGAUUGCUUUUUAUAUAGGUAUUCUCUCAUGACCUUUUGGGCCAACGACAAGAGCGUUCGCGGAGCUCUGCAAGUCACUAAGGGAAGUAUAGGAGAAUGGGUGCAAUGUAACUAUAAAAAUAUUUCGUACAAUUACGACAUCAAGAACAGUGUCGCAUACCAUAUGAAGAAUAGUAUUGAUGGCUACCGAUCUCUUAUCUACAAUGGUGACCAUGAUAUGAUGGUGCCUUUCCUUGCAACUCAAGCCUGGAUAAGUUCUCUCAAUUAUUCAAUCACUGAUGAUUGGAGGCCUUGGAUGAUAAACGAUCAAAUCGCUGGAUACACAAGAACUUAUUCCAAUAAGAUGACAUUUGCUACUAUCAAGGCAAGUCUUCUUGUUUCAACUAAACAUUUUUAUUUCAUUGCACUGCAAUAAAAUUAUGUUUUUAAUUAAUUGUUUGGAGUAUA